Ustilago hordei is the source of this 1674-nucleotide messenger RNA. RefSeq lists its product as uncharacterized. Gene Ontology annotation, biological process: regulation of mRNA stability. Gene Ontology annotation, cellular component: nucleus; cytoplasm. Bases 1 to 1674 code for a protein of 557 amino acids. Lineage: Eukaryota; Fungi; Basidiomycota; Ustilaginomycetes; Ustilaginales; Ustilaginaceae. The record is from RefSeq and is a predicted model, not a curated record. The transcript has a single exon. Gene Ontology annotation, molecular function: poly(A) binding.
AUGUCGGCAUUUCGUAACAUAGACGUAAAAUCACCACACAUACAAGAACUUCAACAAACCAUCCAAGUCGAGCUCGCAAAUCGCGGGUACUCUUCCGAAGAUGACCCGGUCAUGGCAGAAUACAUCGUGGUGAUGCUAGCGAAUCAAAAGACAGCAGAUCAGAUUACGGCAGAGUUGCAGGAUCUGGUAGGCGGGGAAUAUGAUGCGAGCUUUACCGGCUGGGUUUGGGAUGCUACGCAGCAGUGUUUGGAUAAUAGUGAUGCAGCGCAGGUGCAGCAGGAAGGUGAGGCGAGUGGUAGUGCUGCUCCUGCUGCUGCUACACCAGUGGUACGAGGCGCAAGGAGUACAAGGCAGAGGAGGAGUAGGUCUCCACCAUCGACUAGAGCAGCCGGGCGAGGUGGUAGAGAGGAGGAGAGGACAAGCAGGUCACCAACUGCUACGAGCUCAAAGCGGGAGGGUGCAGGAAGGCGGAGUCGAAGUCGAUCACCGGCUUCCUUACCAUGGGGUAGAGGAGCACCCAGACCUCGAGAUUAUACCGAUUUGGAUUCGUUCCGAAAGUCAACUUCACUACGCCGAGAUGACGAUAAAGACUUUGAUGGAGCAGCAUUCUGGAGACAAAAGGCGCAGGAGAAGAGGAGAAACCCACCACCACCCGUGCUGAGGCAUGGUCCACAACAAAUUUUUCAAGCUGCGUAUGGUCGAGCUUUACGCAAUAGCACCAAUGCAAAUGCAAAUGCAAAUGCAAAUGCAAAUGCAAAUGGGAAUGGGAAUGGCGAACGGCAACUCUUCCCUGACUCGUCACAGCGUCUGCCAGCAUACGAAUCAGCUCCAGCAUCGGCGGCGGGGGGAGUCAGCAUCUUUGGCAGAGCAGGCAUCCCUGAUCCUCGUGCGCCUGCCUUCGUUCCCAACGUCUCCCUAGCCCCUUCUUCGGCAUGGAAUGGCACAUCAAUUCUGGCUAGGAUAGACCCAAUGCUACCGAACAACGAACCAAUCCCACUUCCCACCACCACAAUCACCACCUCGCAGCAUUCAUCAGACUUCCCAGCUGCCCCAACCGAAACCUCAACCUGUCGUUGGAACGUAGGCUGCACAAACCCUAUGUGUCCCUAUUCUCACGCCUCUCCCGCCAACGCUAGUCCGGGUGGAGAUCCAAACGCACUCGUCCUCAGCCAGCAAAACUGUCGAUAUGGCGCAGGAUGCACGAAUAAAGAUUGUACUCGGAGCCACGUUUCCCCCGCCGUAGCUAAGAUUUCUGCUCACAACCCUCCACCGACUGCACCAUCAGCAACAGCAACAUCUACAGCGGGAGUGUUAUCAAUGGACACAGCUCUACCGAAUGGGGCUGGAUCCAGACCGUGUAAAUUCGGCAUAGCCUGCACUCGAGCUGAUUGCUUCUUUUCUCAUCCUCCUGGUCGAAGCAAUGGUGGAAGUGGGGCAGUGCAGUGUAGAUUCGGCUUAGGCUGUACGAGGAAGGAAUGUUAUUACGCUCAUCCACCAGGUCAGAGAGCUGCUGAUGCACAGCAGCAUGGGGGGACGAGCAAUAGGCUACAAGCUUUCGCGGGGGAGGUUGAGGAGAUGGAAGUGAUCAUCCCUGGCGCUGGUGCAAGUCAGCAGAGGGAAGGAACAGCUGCGUCAUCUACAGUCGCUAGCACUUGGCCUGGAGUGGAAGCUUGA